UGACGAAAGCAUUCAUAGCAACCAGCAUGGCGACGGAGAAGCGUUGCUCCGCCGCCCAUCUGUUUAUAAGCUAGCUUUAGGCUGUUACCUUCACGUUACUCCAUUCUCUUUCAACGUAAACAUGUUUAGAGUUACAUACGCUAUCGUUUCUGGAUCUAUUCAAGAUCUCCCGUUGCUGCUACAGAAUAUUUUUGUGGGAAAUGGGAUACGAUGAGGAUAAUAAUACCAUGGAAUCGAGAAUAGGGAGUGUAUCAUCUGGAUCACGGUGCAGCCUUGGUGGGAAAGGACAGGAUUUAAAAAGUAGCCCUUUCUGCACUCGCUCCUCCAGCAAAUUGACGCAGUCCAUCGUUAGAGACCACAUGGUGUCUCAUUACAAAAAGGUUUACUCCGCUAAAGCUGCCAUCGAUGCCUCAGUACCCAAAAGCUUGAUACACAGUGUAAAGUACAAUGACCAGAUCAGACAGGAGCGGUUGAGGAAAGGUGGUCGUCCUCAGUCGGCCCGUUCUCUCUCACAGAGGAAUAGCAGAGCCUCCUGCUCUUUGGCCCAGAGUAGAUUAUCUGUGCAAUAUGAUGACAGCCCCUACCUCUGCUCAAGGAGCUCUGCGGUUUCCAGCCCGCAGUUCCUCUCCUCCUUUAAUGCCAAGGAGAUGGUUUAUCCAUCAUUUAAAGUUGGCUCUCAGAACCAGUCCCAUCACAUUCGGCCAGCAUCAGAAAGGAAGUACCGCAGCCCCGAGGCAACUUCACACAGAAAGCAGUCAGUGUGUUCACUGGGAGCUCCAGGAGAUCAGAGUUACAAGACUUUCCAAGACCCUGUCCAGAAGACGUACAGUGGAGAUCUGCUCCACAAACAUUCCCAGCACUUUACCCAGGACAAACCUUUUACCCCCAAGACCCUGAAAUCAGAAAAGAGUUCGUACCUGUCGCAAUAUCGCUACUACAGAGCCCCAGGGCGUAAACCCACUCAGGAUAGCACCAACUCCAGAUUGAUGCGACAGGAAACCUAUCACGGAAGCACUACAACCAAGGAAAGCGCACAGGACAUUCAUGAGCCAUCUCAGGGAUUAAACACAGAGCAUGAGUGGUCUGAAGACGAGUUCAAUGGCACAUAUUUGUCCGCAUCUAGUCAACGGAAUCAAGCAAACAAGAGCGGAGUACUUGAUGUACACGACUCCUCGUCCAGGUUCUCCACAGAGGGCGAGAAAUCCCCCUUUAUGAAGACUGUAUCUGCAGAGGAAGAAGAACUAAUGUACCUUGAAUUUAUUUCUGCUGUAACCGAGGACAUUUUGUCCAGGGAGCACAUCUCUGACAGGUUCCUGGACCGGGUAGUAAAUCGCCAUAUCGACAUGAAUCGGCAUCAGCUUGAUGUGGGUAAAAUGCGCCACCUUUUGGAAAUACUGCGUAAAGAUUUUGAAGAGCCAAACAACACAUCCACCUUCUGCGCAGAGCUUGAAAAAACAGAGAACGCUCUACUUGAUUCAUUCCUACCACAUCUGGAAUCUGGGGGGAAACAAUUAAAGACCAAAAAGGACAGUAAAUUGUUCCAAUGUAGUUCCAUAAUUGAAUACUGUGAUUCACCAGACUUUGCUGUUCCCCUGUCGUUGUCUACACCUUUGUGCUCUCCUGAAACAAUUUCUGUCCGGCCAAUAAAAGUGGAUGUGAAGGAAAGAGCAGAUGAUGAUCAGGAAAGGGGCAUCGGCUCUCCUGGUAAUAUCGGAAUCGGUGAGGACAACCAUCUAAAUCAAGCUGAGACAACUGAGACAAACAAAGGCGUCAACCGUGAAAACAACAUUAUAAGCAGUCAAGAAGAGUUUCAUCAAGAGCCAGCCGGCGUCAGUCAGGAUGGACAAUCGGAAGAGCUUGAAGACCUGGGGAGGAGUUUGUCGCAGUCUCUUCACGUGUCCAGCAAUAAACACUGCAACAAUGUGGAGACGCCCCCUGAGCAACAUCCAAAUACUGUUGCAUCUGCCAGUGAUGAGGAUGAAUUCUGAUCUUUGCUGAAUUCAGAGAUUGAAAGACCAUUAGUGAGAUUUUUGUUUUUUUUAGAGAGAGAAAUGUAUUGAAAGUAAUAAAAAAAAAGUUGGAAGAGUGGGUGAAUAUGAUUUAACACAAGCUGUGUUUUUCAUGUUUCAAAAUCCCCACCAAUAUGGAGUUAGUUCUAUUCUGCCUUUUUAUAUUUUUCAGUGAGCACAAUAAAAAAAAAAUCCUGAGCCCCCCGAGAACAACACUGGAGACACAGUGACUGUGGUGGUCGAGCUUUCAUUGAUCCACAGUGAUGCUCUGCAUACUCUGCUUCGGAUCUUCACCGCUUUGACAUCUUUGAAGAGACACCCGUUGAAAUUCAAGACACGAAGACACAAAAUAAAACAAUAGCAUUUAGUAACCGCAUAGUACGCAGGUCAUUACAAUCUACUUUUUAUACAGUGCACACUGUGUAUAAAUGUAAUUCACAUUUUGAUUCUGCUCUGAUUCUGCUCUGUCCUCCGUGUGGCCUGUUUUAUGUUGCUUUUGUGACGGAGAUUUACAAAAAAUGAUGAAAAUUACACACAAAAAACUAUUGUAAUAAAGUACCCAAGCAUGCAGAUAAGUCACUGGAUGAUGCAUAGAUAUUUUAGUAAUUAAGAAAAGGGUUUUAUUAGAGAACACCAUAAAACCAAGUUCAACAAAAACACUAAAAAUAGCUUUAAGAUAAUAAAAACAAACUGCGGGACAUUCUGCACCUGUUCCAACCUCCUGAAAUCCACUUAUGAUUUCAGCCCGGCUCUUUUGUUAGCUCGUCUUUUGUUUCAACAUGGAGCUUUGUUUGAAUGUUACCACCUUACCUGCCUGCAUCCUGAACUCUGUUUUAAAGCAUUUUGUUCCAUGCAUUAUUUAUAUGCGCUGUGAGGUACAUUGUGGUAUUUGUGUGUUAAAAACUAUUUAAAUAUCAUAGUGAUUAA
Messenger RNA from Gasterosteus aculeatus aculeatus (three-spined stickleback), 2936 nucleotides. RefSeq names its product spermatogenesis associated 7 (gene spata7). NCBI's taxonomy places the organism in Eukaryota, Metazoa, Chordata, Actinopteri, Perciformes, Gasterosteidae. The record is from RefSeq and is a predicted model, not a curated record. Gene Ontology annotation, cellular component: axoneme; rod photoreceptor outer segment; ciliary basal body. Gene Ontology annotation, biological process: microtubule cytoskeleton organization; photoreceptor cell maintenance.